CGUAACGUGUGUGUGUGUGUAUGCUUUCACACUCCAAUACAUCUCAUUCACACACACUCAUUCAUACAUAGAGGUAAAAACAGAUUGAUGUGUUUCGGAGGUAGGAUGAAACUCACACUGACAAAGUUGACAAACAGGGUUGACCCGAGGACCCUGGAGCUGUGAGCAACACUACCUGUUACACCACCAUGACAGUCUAUAAAGUGCACUGAAGGAUAAAUGUAGUGGCUCAGUGGUUGAAGUUCUAUGAAAUAUAUCUGCAAGUGUAAAAUACAAGGAUGCAAGAGCCAUUGUUGAGCUUUUUGAAAGAAAAAGAAAAAAAAAGGUCAACCUACAGCUACACACUUCUAUGAAUGGAUCUGCAAAUGAACUGUAUGGAUGGUAUGAGGCAAAAUUGCAACUUGUACAUUUUCGAAACCCGUAUAUAACAAGUGUUCCAGCUAUAAUGCUCACUUCCAGUGGAGAUGUAGCACUACACAGUCUGCCAAGAUUUACAGUGCAGAUUAUAUAUUAAAUUAGGACACUGCAAUUGCUUUUUAUUGUGACUGUGUUUACACCAAUCAGGCAUAACAUUAUGUAUUCACUGUGACACCUUUCUAUCAAAACCAACAUUAACUUCUUCAGCAAUUUGAGCAACAGUAGUCCGUCUGUUGGAUCGGAUCACACGGGCCAGCCUUCACUACCCACGUGCAUCAGUGAGUCUUGCCUGCCCCUGACCCUGUCACCUGUUCACCACUGUUCCUUCCUUGGACCACUUUUGAUAGAUACUGACCACUGCAGACCGGGAACACCCCACAAGAGCUGCAGUUUUGGAGAUGCUCUGAUCCAGUCGUCUAGCCAUCACAAUUUGGCCCUGGUCAAACUCGCUCAAAUACUUAAGCUUGUCCAUUUGUCCUGCUUCUAACACAUCAACUUUGAGGACAGAAUAUUCACUUGCUGCCUAAUAUAUCCCACCCGCUAACAGGUGCAAUGAUGAGAUAAUCAGUGUUAUUCACUUCACCUCUCACUGCUCAUAAUGUUAUGCCUGAUCGGUGUAUAUAGCACCACUCCCCUGCUGUUUGAAAGUUUUCCUCCGCAGCAUUUGUUUAAACAGCUCCAUGUUCAGAAUAAAUCAGUGUAAGGUUAGCAUGCAUCAGAAAGUCUCUGAUUCUUAACAUACUAGAUUAAAAAAGUUGAUCAGUUUUACAUAAUUCUUGUCCUGCAUUUCAAAUUGUUCAUGACUUUAAAGAGUUCAAAUAAUUUCUACAGUCCUAGAAAACUAAGCUUUGGACCUAGCAGUUUAUUCCCUUUAUUAUUAAGAUUAAACACUUAUGCUAAAAAUGGCAUACUAUAUCACAAGUGGAUCUUCCCCAAACUGUUGGGAGUAGAACAUUAACUGUCUAAAAUGUCUUCGUAUGCUGUAGGUUUAAGAUUUCCCCAUCACUGGAACUUGAAGUGGAAGAGCUCGAGUGUCCUACACAGAUCCCUGACUUCAACCCCACUGAAUACCUUUGAAAUUAACUGGAACACUGACUGUACUCAAGACACACCUUGCCCACUAUUAGUGCCUGAGGGAUAAGGUGUUGGACAACUGACUGGAAGGUUGUGAGUUCAAACCCCAGGUCCACCAAGCUGCCACUACUGGGCCCUUGAGCAAGGCUCUUAACCCUCAGUUGCUCAGAUGUAUAAAAUGAGAUCAAAUGUAAAUAAGGGCAUCAUGACAGAAAUGUAAACGUGACCUCUUUAAUGCUCUUGUGGCUAAAUGAACACAAAUCCACACAGCCACGCUCCGACAUCUGGCCUUCCUGAUAGAUUUUAGUUUAAUAUAACAGCAAAGAGACAUUUGACCACACAUUUUGCCUUGCUAAAUUAUACCACUGUUUCUAAAUAUCUAUUUUUUCAUUACUAUUUUCUGUUAUGCUGUCGUCCUAAAAAAAACAAAUACAACAGAAAUCUGAUUAUAAUAGUAAGAAACGCUUCAAACUAUUAUAACUACAAAUCCCAACAUCCCAUUUCCAACUUCCGGUGUGUACUUCCUGGUUAAAGGGAAAAUAAAAGCCUCCAAUAAAAAUAUAAUGAAAUACCAUGGAAACGCGACGCUAUGUUGAAUUUACAUUGCGCUGUAUCAGCUGUGUCAAGGUUCAGGAAGUCAGUGUUUUAUUUUCUUCUAAAAUAAAGGUUGUAAAUCUAACCUUUUGAAUUACAAUUAUUUAAACAAUGCCUCCUAAAGCAGUAAAAGUGGUGGCUGAACUUUAUGUUAGAGCGGUGACCUGUCCUGGAGUGCACCUACCGGCGAAGGAUGACAUUUACCUCAGUGUGUGCCUGAUGAACCAGUACAGAAUGUCACAAUGUCUACCAGCUGUGUUCCCAUUACUGUUUAAGACGAAGAUGACGUUCGGCAAGAUAUUCAAGUACGCCAGUGAUCCUGCAGAUGUUGCUGAAAUGUUACAGUGUGAAACUGUUAAAGUUGAGCUCAUACAGCUGAUUCCUCCCGUUGGGGAAGUGUUGGCCACAUAUGAGGUCGAUGCUAGAAGUUUUCUUUUCCCAGAGCCUAAGCUGGUGCCUUCUUUUUCUGGAGGAGACCGUGAAGCGCUAAUGACAAGAGACCCUUCUUUCCCUGGUAUUUCUCCAAGAUUAGAGUUCUCCACCAGGACAAAAAUCAGCGAGUGUUCUGAGAGGGAUCUUUCCCAGAGUGUCCCUGUGAGAGUAAUAACACGGAAAAGAGCAAAGUUGUCCAAGCAUCAGGGCUGCUACUCUGCACAACGAGGUCUCAGGAGCACAGGGAUGCCGAGGUCCCGUUCCCUCUCCCCAUUCAGGAGCUCCGGUUCAAACUGGAACAAAACUGAAAUUGUAAAUAGACAUCUCGCUGAUGAUAACUCCUCAGAGACUGAUGAGCUCCUUGACAACACAGAGAAACCAUCCCAGUGCAAUCAUCUAUCGAGACAUGAGGGAUCUCCCAGCUCAGUUGCACUGAGUCGCUCCAAAACGGCCUGCCCGAAGCUGAACAGUUCUUUACUGUAUUCACCAAAUUCAUGGGAGGAGGUUCAGGAGCGAGUGCGCAGUCUCCUCAUCUCUCCCCAAGCCAUGCACAGACUGGCCUAUGGUGCAACCAAGUCUGAAAGAGAUGAGGUGUUGGAACGCAGGUCCAUAUCACAACCCUCGACUUUCUGAGAGCAAGGGUAAAAAUAGAUGUAAAAUACUAAAAUAUGGAUAUUUAUGAACAUGUUCACAAGAAUGCUUCAAUAUUAAAAUGAAAAUGAUUCAUUAUAUAAUAUUAUACAAUUAUAUUAUACACUCACCAAACCCUUUAUUAGGAACACUAUACUAAUACUGGUUAGAGCCUUCCUUUGCUCUCAAAACAGCCUCCUUUCUUCAUGGCAUGGAUUCUACAAGAUGUUGGAAACAUUCCUUUGAGAUUCUGGUCCAUGUUGACAUUCCUGCAGAUUUUUAGGUGCACUUUCAUGCUGUGAAUCUUCCGUUCUAUCACAUCCUAAAGGUGUUCUACUGGAUUCAGAUCUAAUGACUGGGAAGGCCAUUGAAGUACACUAAACCCAUUGUCAUGUUCAUGAAACUGUGUUGAAAAGACUUGUUGCUUUGUGACAUGAUGCAUUGCCAUGCUGGAAAUAGCCUUUUAAAGGUGGUAAAUUGUGGCCAUGAAGUGAUGCAACAAUACUCAAAUAGUCUGUGGCAUUCAAGUGAUAAUUGAUUGGAAUUAAUUGGACCAGUGUGUGACAAGAAAACAUCCCCCACACCAUUAUACCACCUCCACCAGCCUGCACUGAACUCAUCCUGUUGGUGCCAGAUUCUGACUCUACCAUCAGUAGAAAGACUCAUCAGGCCAGUCUGCAUUUUGAUAGUCUUUAAAUGGCCAGUUUUGGUGAGUCUGAGCCCACUGUAGCUUCAGCUUUCUGUUCUUGGCUGAUAGAAGUGGAACCUGACUUCUGUUGACCAAUGAGAUAAUCACAUGAAUAAAUAUGUGUACAGAUGUUCCUAAUAAAGUGCUCAGUGAGUGUAUAUAAUAUCAUGAUUUAAUAUCAUUUAUAUCUCAAAAAAAAUCUUCUCAGGAAGCUCUCUCUGAGUGAAAUGCUGCUGUUUUAUUUAAGGUGGAUACUUGAAACCUGAUUUUUUUCCACUCUUCUCUCUGAAGCAACCAAAGAUCUCUAAUACAUUACAGCACUAAAUUAAUUGCGUCACAUUUCAUUCAGGGGUGUGCACUUGUAUGUAUACAUGUGAGUACAUUCUAUUGUUCUUGAUUAAUAUGUGAUAAUGAAUCAUUAACACAUGCUGUUCUACUCAUUGUGACGGUUGAUUCAUUUCCCAGAUAAUAAUAAAAGUAUGAGAACAAAAUAAGAGGUCAUUGAGUUUGAGCUGAUUUCCCCUAAGG
Molecule: messenger RNA, 4363 nt
Organism: Hemibagrus wyckioides
Lineage: Eukaryota; Metazoa; Chordata; Actinopteri; Siluriformes; Bagridae
Gene: spata6l
Product: spermatogenesis associated 6-like
Exons: 10
Coding region: 2197-3150 (317 amino acids)
Biological process (GO): spermatogenesis
Molecular function (GO): myosin light chain binding
Source: RefSeq, a predicted model, not a curated record